GUCAACCGACGGGACAUUAGCAAAGCGGGGUGUCGAGCUGUGCUCACAGGGUUAAAACGCCACUGAAAAUGAAAGAGGAGAGUGUCUGUUUACUGUCUCUGUCGAGACAUGUAACACCGUGAGUCUUUUCCAGUCUGAAAUCUUCCAGCAUCUCUCACAAACCAACCGUCUCCUUUGAGUGACCGUGUUAUAAUUCACUCUUGUUACCGGGGGAGAAGGAGAAGCAGAUCCGUUAUUUUUAUUAUUUUUUCUUUCUCUCUUACUCUCUCUCCAAAUGGCUUCUGUGAGCCUUGUUUCCAGUCCCCCAGCCCCUGUUCUUGACAAAAACAUGACAGACUCUGAGCUUGCAGGGGAUGAAAGGGAGGAUGGUGAACUGGAAGAUGGAGAAAUAGAUGAUGAGGGAAUUGAGAUUGAGGAGGAGAACAAAGAGGUUGCUGAGGUAAAGGAUGACAACAAGAAAGAAAAAGAGAAAGAAAAGGAGAAAAAUAAAGAGAAAGAGGAAAAGGCACGAAGACACACAAGGAAAAGAUACAAAAAGACCAGAGAGAAAAGGAAGUCCAAAAGGAGGAAACGUGAAAGGCAAAGACAUCAUUCCCCCUCCAGCAGUUCUAGCUCCGACAGUUAUGACUCGGACUACGACCGAUCAGAAAGGCCCAAAAGCAGGAAGGGCCAAGGCUACAGCCGUGACUCUGAUAACCAGCCCUCUCAACAUUCAAAGGGACUCCAUGGCAACUUGAAGAAGUCAUCCCCGCAAAAGAGCAGCGAUUUUGAUAAAUACAGCGACGAUUACAGCGAUGAUAAGUAUGACUACGAUGAAGAAGAGGAGGAUUAUGAAGACGACAUGUCAGAGUACCAGCAAUCUAAAGAUGGGAAUCAGGGGAAGGGGCGCUACUCAAAGGAUCAGAUGAGCAGAGGAAGCUUGAGAGGGAUGAAGCAACAGCAGUUCGGACAGAGAGGAAGGGGCAGAGGGAGCGGACCAGGAAGAGGGCGAGGGAUGCUCCUGAAAAACAAGAAACUGAAAGGCAAACCGUGGGGAGGACGCGGGCGUGGCAGGGGAGGAGACCAGGGAAUGGAAGACAUGGGACCAGAGGGAAAAAGCUCCUCUGGCUUUCAGAAGAAGCGACCAAUCAUGAGCAAGGAGUUCAUAAGUCAGCAUACGGUUGAGCACAACGGUAGAUACAUCUGCAAGUACUUCCUUGAGGGUCGCUGCAUCAAGGGGGAACAGUGCAAAUUUGAACAUGAGCUGGUUGUGCCUGAUAAGAAAAAGGAACUCUGUAAGUUUUACUUGCAAGGAUACUGCAGCAAAGGAGAUCACUGCAUUUACAUGCACAAUGAAUACCCCUGCAAGUUCUUUCACACAGGAGCCAAAUGUUAUCAAGGGGAGAACUGCAAAUUUUCCCAUGAUGCUUUGAAUGAUGUCACGAAAGAGCUGCUUGACAAGAUAAUUAACACAGAAGAGGAGAACGCCCGGGAGGAUGAGUUGGAGCUGGAAGAUCUGAGAAAGCAGGGUAUCGCCCCACUACCAAAGCCCCCUCCUGGAGUGGGGUUGCUGCCCACCCCGGGUCAGAGCAGUCCAACAGAUGGGGCAUCUGGUCAGGGUGGAAAGAAGAUUCCGUCUCUGUUUGAAAUCAAGGUUCAUCCCACUGUGGACUUGGCACAAAAAAUUGCUUUGAGUGGCUCCAACUUCUCCCAGAAUCAGGCGGAUGGGUCCGAGGACACUGCUGCGGCUGCGGCUCCGGUACCAGCAGCUGAAUCAGCUGUUCCUAUGGGUCUCCCCACAGGGCCAACGAUGCCUCAGAGUCCCCCAGGAAAGCUUCCCCCUCACGGGUUUCCAAUGCAACCACCACCCCCCUCUGGCCAGCCCCCACCAUUUCAUGGAGCCAGUAUAAACCAGCAGAUGAAUAUGCAGAAGCUUCCGUUCCCACCAGACGUUCAGAUGCUACAGAACAUGUUAUCCUUCUCAUCGUUUGGUCAGAACCCAGUGGAUUUAUUAAGCAGCUUCUUUCAAAACCAGGCCGUCGGUCAGCAGGAAGUGGAACCUGGUCAGGCCUUCAUACAGAACCUUCAGCAGCUGAUGGGUGCAGAGUCACAGCUGCAGUCUUUGCCACCAGCGGUGCAGAAGGCCAUCUUGUUACACCUGACACAGCAGCAGCAGGAAGCCCAGAGCAAAGAGCCACAAAGAGCAGAUGGACAACCUGAUAAGAAUGACAACAGAGAUGAAACAACAAACUGGUACUCAAGCGAUGAUGAGGAUGGGGCCUCUUGUGUCUCCUCCAUCUUGAAAUCUCUGAAGAAGCAGAAUGAAAUGCAGCAGAGUCAGUCCAAGCCCCUCCAUGUUGCGUCGACCACCCCAGCUCUGGGCGACCCCAGGCUCAUGAAGGAACGAGCCCCACCCAGCGACCCCAGGGUCAAGAUCGACCCUAGACACCGACUCCAGGAUCCCAGUAAGGAGCUGGAUGGAGCAGCGGAUCCAAGACUCCCCAGGGAUCCCAGGAAGACGAGACCCGGCGAUCUUGGCCGUCAGCAGAGUCAUCCUGCUCCUCAAAAGACUCCAACAGGAGAGGAGGAUGAGGAGGGAGAGCGGGAACUGAAGGACAGAGCGGUACUUAUCCCUCUGGAGGCCAGCCCUGGCAUGGUGCUGCGGGACCCUCGCUGUCAGCUAAAGCAGUUCAGUCACAUUCGGGUCGACAUUCUGCUCCAGCGCCCCGCCUUUGCUCAGACCGUGGUGUGGGCGCCGGAGGACCUCAUCCCAUCACUUGUCCCCAAACAGGAGCACUCCAUCAACCUGCCGCUCCCCCCGCUGAUCGCCGACGCUCAGAUGAACAGAACCAACCAGCCCGACCAUUCGAUAGUCUCCAGCCCGCCGCUGUCCGACCCCAGACUAGCGGCCGCCCGUUUAAAGGAACGUUUGAGCCGGAUCCCCGGCGGAUCCCUGGAGACUCGAUCCUCCACGGAGAGGCCUGUAGAUCCGCGGCAACAGAAAUCUCUGGACCCCAGAAUCAAGCGGAGAGGGAGUCUGGACUCCAAGGUGCUUGGUCAGAAGGAACCCCCCUCAGCGGGAGGACUGGUGGAUCCCAGACUCCAGAAGGCCGGCGCCAACUCAUCUCCCCCAGCUAUCCAAGGCAAGCCGGACCCUGAGAAACUGCCGCCGUAUGCCCCCCGGUUGGCAUCGUCUGACGGAGGGCUGGAGAGUCCCACCACGAUCCUCGGGGGCAUCAGCUUGUACGACCCCCGCUCUCAAACCGACCCGUCUCGCAGGGAGCCGCUCGAUCCUCCUAAAAAACCAGGAAUUUUGAAACAGUCAUCGAAAACGGAGAACUCUCUGGCGCCAUCUCUGUCACCAACCCAGCGAAGUGGCUCGUUUGAGGAGGUAAAAAGCACAGAGGUCGCCUCCCAACAGAUUCCUCCUGCUACUUCCUCCAACGGAGCUCCGCCUGCCUCACCAGUCAAACCCCCAGCGGUUCAUAACCUCCCCAUCCCAACGCUGGCCGGGCUGAUCCGGCCACAGUACGUCGAUCCCAGGCAGGCUAAACAAGGAGGACAAGGGACUGCAGGACCGCAGGAAGAGACAGAAGUCAACAAGGACCAGGAGGGGAAUAUGGACAAGGACAAGGAAGAGGAAGAAGUUAUGGAAGAAGAAGCAGAGCAGAAAGAUUCAGAUGAGACGGACGACAGGACACUGAAAGACGUGUUCAAGACUUUUGAUCCCACUGCUUCUCCUUUCUGUCAGUAGAUUCUUCAGCGUGGAAAUUUAAAGCAACAAGUAAAGCUGCAGGAUGUAAUGUUUAUAAAAAUGUUUUUUUUACAUAUUUGUUAAAACUGUCACCAUGUUGUGACAGUUUGAGACAGAUAAUCUGUGAAAAGUUCAAUCUCCUCCACCUCCUUCCUGAGCUGCUCUUUUCUGUCUGAAAAAAUGCACCCCUCCAACCAAAAACAACCAAUCAGAGCCAGGAGGAGGGUCUUAGUGCUGUCCAUCAUCUUCAUGUACUCGCUGCUCAAUGUGGUACUGGCGGAAAGACAACUUACUGUUACGGGAAAACCAUUUAUCCGCCAUCAUCAAUGCCUAUGGUAACAAGCCUGAGAGAAGGAGGAUGAGCAGCAACACACUGAGGGUGAUUGACAAACCCUCCUCCUGGCUCUGAUUGGUUGUUUCUAGUUAGCACUGGGAGUACCUGGAGAUGGCAGAGGAGCUAGAUUUUUUCCAUAAAUUAUCUGACAUACUGUCACGACAUAGUGAUAGUUUCAACAAAUAUGUAAAAAUAUAUAUAUAUUAUAAAAAUUACAUACUGCAGCUUUAAGUUUUGUAAAACAUUAUCACUUAUCUUUAUUUAGCAAUACAUGGCUCUAUUUAUUUCUGUAAAUAAUCAUGUACAGGUUAUCACAGCUUCACAUGAAAGCAGGAGUAUGGGAAAAGUUGAGGUGUUGUUUUUGAUUCUCUUCAUGCAGACAGACUAUUUUGAGUGUACUCACUACUAUGACAGUAUUUAUUCCUUUCCACUGAGAGCUAAUUAUGUGUCCUUACUUUUAUAUUUACAUUUUUUACCAGAACCAGAGAUUAGCUUUUAAUUUGUCAAUGACUUGACCUUUUUAGAAAAUCAAGAGAGUUCUUUCAUCAUAUGUAUAAUGAAAUUGCAUUUCAGAUUUAUUUCCAUGCUGCUACACUUUUUAAGAUUUCUGUACAGUUAAUGUGCUUUGCUGAAAUGUUUGCACUGCGUCAUUUUAGCUGAGCUUGCUAUAGUUUCUUCUUUUUGCUGUUUAUAUCAGACAUUGGAAUCUCAAUUUGACUUGCAGGGCCUUGCAAAUGUAUUUGUAUCUUUUACGCAUUUUGUCACGUUACAAACUUAUUAUUGGGAUUCUAUGUGGGGAAAAAUGUAGAUUGUUCUAAAAGUUGGAAUGGUGUGUUUGUAUUCAGCACCUAUGAGCCAGGAACUCAUUUCCAGUUGUUUGGUGUAUGACUGACAUCUUUGUACAUCUAGAGACUGAGAAUGUUGCCCAUUCUUCACUGUAAAGCAGUUAGAUUGAAUGAAGACUGUAUGUUGUCAUUACUUUGCUUUGAACUUUGACUGGGCCAUUCUAACACAUUUAUGUCAUGUUAUUUUUUGUAAUUGAUUAUUCUGGUAAUCAAUAAAUCAGUGCAAAGGAUUAAUCUGCAGCUAAAACAACAUACUUCUAACAUCAACAUGUAAAAGCUCAGUCCUUUCUGAGCUUUUACAUGUUGGAUUAUCUGAUUAAUAUUUGGAUUAAUCAAGCAAAGGGGCUGAACGCAAAUACAUGCCACACUUGUGAAUUAGAUUUUUGUUAAAUGGUGUUUCAUUUCUCUGUCACUUUUAGUUAUACACUGCUUUGUGUUGGUCUGUAAUCCCAGUGGUUAUAAGGUGACAAAAUGUGUAUCAUUUCAUGGAUUACACUCACUCUUUAAUCCACUGUACAUGUGCCAUUUUACAAAAGAAAAACACUGACCAGCUUGGAGGUAGCAGGUAAAUGUUUAUUUUAUGUCCUAAAAAUGAUAAACAAAAUGAAAAAUGGAUGAAAACAUUUUUCCCUGUAUUUUCUGUACAGAAAUAUUAUCUGAAAGGCAUUACAAAUAAAUGUAUAUAUGUAACAAAUGUGGCCCUUAUCGCAGUUUCUAUCUCUGUUUGGCGUUUGUAGAGCACUGUAUUUCAGCCUGUAUUCAUAAAGUGAGAAUUUUAUAGAAUGAGGCAUUUCUGUAGCAGCUUUUCUCAGUAACGUGUGCUGCUUUUUGUUUUCAUAAAAAGUGAAAUGUUCCCUUUUUUAUUUUCUCUCAUUUUUCAUUGUAAAUGUGCAUUUUAUAUUAUGUGUACAGUGUGUUUUACUGAGUGCUUCAUGUAUAAACAGAUUUUUAUUCCUAUUCGUAUGGUGACACCAGCUUUUUGGUUUUAACUACACAUACUCAUCGUUUAAGUGGUUUUAUUAUGAAUAUAUUGAAUAAAGGAGUGAAACAAAGUCA
This is a messenger RNA of Xiphophorus hellerii (green swordtail), 5968 nucleotides long. RefSeq names its product zinc finger CCCH-type containing 6 (gene zc3h6). The transcript is spliced from 12 exons. Gene Ontology annotation, biological process: negative regulation of DNA-templated transcription. Bases 275 to 3733 code for a protein of 1152 amino acids. Gene Ontology annotation, molecular function: metal ion binding; RNA binding. The record is from RefSeq and is a predicted model, not a curated record. Gene Ontology annotation, cellular component: nucleus. Lineage: Eukaryota; Metazoa; Chordata; Actinopteri; Cyprinodontiformes; Poeciliidae.